Molecule: messenger RNA, 3207 nt
Organism: Myxozyma melibiosi
Lineage: Eukaryota; Fungi; Ascomycota; Lipomycetes; Lipomycetales; Lipomycetaceae
Exons: 9
Coding region: 1-3207 (1068 amino acids)
Biological process (GO): vesicle-mediated transport; autophagy; endosomal vesicle fusion
Cellular component (GO): large ribosomal subunit; fungal-type vacuole membrane; cytoplasm
Molecular function (GO): structural constituent of ribosome
Source: RefSeq, a predicted model, not a curated record
AUGACUGCCUUUCGAAUCACCCUUGUGCGCUCCGCCAUCGGUCUGCCCAAGAAGACCAACAAUUUCCUGAAGACACUUGGACUCACUCACCGGGGCGCUGUGCGGUACAAGCCGGUCACGCCCAGCAGCGCUGGUUUGAUUCUCAGAGUCAAGGAGCUCGUCAAGGUCGACGUUGUCGAUAGAAAGCUCACGAGAGAGCAACACAAUGCGACGCAGAAGUCCAAUUCUGGAUAUAUUGUUGAGAAGAAGAUGCGACCGAUGAAUGAGAGCUACGGUUGUGCCCAGGUCGAGGUCGAAGAGAGGAAAGGCGCACUGAUCAAGAUUACCCUGCGCUGUCAUAUCGACCGCUCUAAACCUUCAAGACCUGCUUCCCGCAAACUGAUCCCCUCCAUCGCCUCGGCCCAUGGCUUUCUAGUAUACCGCAUCUUCACUGCGCGGCAUACACCAAUAGAGAAUGUCAUGGCGGCCCAAGAUGAAAAGCCGCCUCUAGCACCGUACAUUCUGCAGCCGCUGCUGUCAGAUGUGCUGCUCGUGUCUGAGGACUCGGAUGUCAAAGUGGAGAUUACCUGCGUGGAAGCAUGGCAUUCGAGUUUAUACCUGGGAACUUCGACCGGUGAAGUUUUGCAUUAUUUCCAGGACCCUUCCUCGAAUACCCCUAGCUACAUGUUUGCUUCUCGCCAAGUAGUCCACCCUUCUCGACCACACCCGAUCACCCGGAUACUUUUGCUGCCGACAGUAUCGCAAGCACUAGUUCUCUCACACAACUCGAUCGCGGUCUUCUCGCUGCCCGAGUUCUCGCCCGUGAGGCUCGGCAGGAUAAGAGAGGUCAACUCGAUGUCAUUAGAUCUAGACAAGGUCCAGAAAGAUACAGACGACGAGGUUCUGGUCACGGUGUUUACAAAGAAACUUAUUAGAAUCAUCAGGGUUAAAGAGAAGGAUCUGAGAUUGGUGAAAGACAUUGAUUAUCCCUCCGCGUUGGUUGGAAUCCAGCGCUCCUCAAUCGCACUAGUUGCCAACGAAGAAACCUACGACCUCAUCGAUCUCAACAGUAUACAAAAGAUCCCACUAUUCUCGAUCUGCAACAACCCCGGCGCCGCUACCAAACUAAAACCGCACGUCGCGUCGGUCACUAGCGAAGAAUUCUUUGUCACGAGCGGAUCGGCGCCUGAUGAGCCCGCGGUUGGGUUGGUGGUCAACCUCGAUGGAGACGUGUCUCGGGGUACGAUUGCUUGGAAUGGGUAUCCGACGGUUAUAGCGGUUGAGUAUCCAUACAUUGCCGCCGUGAUUGGAAACGAGUUACAGCUCCAUUCUCUAGAGACACAAGAACUGCUACAGACUCUCCCUUUCGACACUCCGCCCAAGCUCUCGACAGUAUCAUACACAUACUCCAUGCCCUAUCCGCUUCUAGCCGAGAAGUUCACGCUCGUGCCGUUGCUGGGCGAGGCAGACGAGAGCCGGCUAGAAGAAGAACGUCGGAUAGCUGCGAGAUUUUCGAAUGUGUCGUCGUCGCUGUUUGUGUAUUCGAAUGAGCUUGGUGUGCAGUGUCUGAUACCCACGCCGGACCUGCUGCGUCUUGAUUCUCUGCUCGAUGAGCGGAAGAUUGAGGAAGUUCUCGCGGCGCUGAAUAAAGAGCAGGAACCUAGUGAACGAGCGUUUUACGAAGUGACUUAUAUCCGGCAAAAGUUGAGUCUGCUAUAUUUCGACGAAGGCAACUACGUUGACGCAGAGCGGUAUUGGAACGAGAGCGGGUUCGAUCCGCGGAUUGUGAUCUCUUUGUUUAAUAAGGAGGAUGUGAAGGGUACGCCGUGGCUGUAUGCCGGGGUCAAGGAGGCGCUGAAGAUACCGGAGAAGGAAAUCCCGCUGGAGGCGCUUAUGGUGGUGAAGCAUUACCUCGCCGGAUGGCUUGAACGGAAGGGAUUCCAGAGCGUGAUGGAUUCGACAGACGUGUUUCAUUCGGUCGAGGUCGCUUACCUGCGAGUUCUGCUGAGCACACCGAUGACGACUAAGGAGGAGAUAUAUAACUUCACUGAUUUGACGGUUGACGACCAUUCGUUCCCCGAAUCGGUGAAACUGUUGCAAGACCACAAAAAGUACUUUGCACUCUCACGUCUGUACCAGAGUCGGAAGCAUGUGGCGGAGGUAUGCGAGACGUGGCGGAAGAUGAUCUCGGGAGAAUGGGAGGACAACGAAUUCACAGACGGCGAGCACAAGAUGACGGAGUACCUGCUACGAUGCAAAGACGAGAAUAUAGUGUGGGAGUAUGGACUGUGGCUCAUGCGGCGGAACGCGGAGCUGGGGAUCCAGGUGUUUACGGACCCGCGCCGGAAAGCCAAGAUCAAUGCGACGCGGCUGAAGGAUGAGAUCCGCAAGAUUGGCGGCGAGGCGUGGCGGAUAUACUUGGAAGACGUUGUGUUUGCGCAGCAGCACUUUGAGCUUGCGAACGAGCUUGUGCUGCUGUACACGAGCGACGUGAUUGAGGUUGUGGAAAGUAACGAGGAAGCGCGGCAGGAGAUCAUCCGGAGCUAUGAAGAGUACCGCGCUCUGACGCCGCCCAAAGCCGCGUACACGCUUUUCUUGCAAGGAAAGAUGGCCGAGAGCACGAACCAGGAAGCGGUGGCGAUGCGACUGAAGUUUUUGAAUAUCCUGCAAUCCGACGUGUCCUACGACGUGCAGGAGGUUCUGCGGCGGAUAAAACCGCACGAGGAUUUCUUGGUCACGGAGAUGGUUAUUCUUUACGGAAAGCUGUCGUUGCAUCACUCGGCUUUACAUAUUCUAUGCCACUCGCUUGCAGAUUACGACACCGCGUUUGCGUACUGCCUGUACGGCGGCCAUGUGAUCCAUGCGAGCGAGCUCGCGGUCGGCGACCAGUCGCAAGUGUCAGGAUUCCAGCAGGCGGAACUAUUCAAGCUCUUACUAGUCGAGUUUCUCAAGCUCAAGUCGACGGAGGACCGGAUAAAGUGCACGAAGCGGCUGCUGGAAGGAUGGGGCAGUCUGCUUGAUUUGCAGUUUGUGCUGCAGACGAUUCCGGAUUCGUGGUCGGUUGAGCUGAUUAGUGGGUUUUUGAUUUCAUCUGUGCGCGGGCUUUUGAGGACGAGGAAAGAGAGUCUUUUGAUGCGCGGACUGUCGAGAGAGGAGAAUCUGAGGGUUUCGGGAGAGCUGAUGGAUCGGAUAUUCGAGGAAGGCCCGAUCAUCGAGCGGCGCAUGUGA